This is a messenger RNA of Zea mays, 1371 nucleotides long. The record is from RefSeq and is a predicted model, not a curated record. NCBI's taxonomy places the organism in Eukaryota, Viridiplantae, Streptophyta, Magnoliopsida, Poales, Poaceae.
CCAAAUUUCCUGCUCCACCUAAGGCAUGUGCCAUGCGAAGCGCAACUCACGGGAUUCCGUUGAUGGAUCUGCUCCCUUUAUUGUCAGACAGACCGGGCUCAAAAGAGAAUGUUUACCAAAAAAAGGGGUCCUUCAAGUUUACUACUUGAGCUUGAAAAUUGCGUUAGCAGCUCCACAAGGGCUGACAAUGGGCUGUAAAUUUUGCACUAUAAGAUUUAAGGAUCAAGUCGGAUUAGGAUCGGGCUUUAUUUCUAGUCAUUUUUGAACUAUAAUUUAUUUAGUGCCUUGACAUUUUGUGAAGAACCAUAUGGACCACAAGCCUCGCGCUGGUAGUCUGGUACAGACGUACAGUACAGUCGCUGCAGCGAAAGGGGGAUCGCGCGAGGCGAGAUGGAGCUCUCGCCGGUGGGGAGGUGGGCCGACCUCCCCGAGGACAUCGCCGUAGCCGUCGCCUCCUGCCUCCAGGAGGCCGACGUCUGCGCGCUCGGCGGCUGCUCGCGCUCCUGGCGCAGAGCCUGCGACGCUGACUGCAUCUGGGAGCGCCUCUUCCGCUGCCGCUGGCCAUCUGCCGUGGCGUCGGCGUCCCCUGUGCAGGUACCGCAAAGAAGGGUAAAGGGAUGGAAAGCUCUCUACAUCAGCCAGCACAGAAGAAUGGCUGUUGCAAUAUCUAAUGUGGUUGAAUUUGUGGGCAGCAGCUUAAAUAAUGAGUCACUUGAAUCCGAAUACUAUCUGAAAGCUAUUGCUGAUUUGGCCUUGAUACCUGAUAUAGGAUUCCUCGAUGUCCAGUUUUUCUUGUUCUCAAGGAAUCAUAGUGCGAUAAUCAACCUUAUUGGACUGCACUACUCGAUCGCAUCUUUGCAUGUGCUGCCAACUGAAGUCAGUAAAGCACUCCAAGCUCACCGAGUAGCAGAAAGGGUAGUUUGUGUGAACCUGGUCAUUAGGUGGUUCUAUGGUUUCCGGUUGCCCGACGAAUACGAGUGCCACCGAAUCUCUCUAGGUGAGCUCACCGUGGCUGAGGGAGCAGAGUUUUUCGCCAUCCUUAACCGUGGAGCUGUUCACACGGUAUUCCUUCUCCGGAUCAGUCUGGUGAACGUAGACAAGUGACCCUAAAGUACAAAAAGGUACACACGGCCACACGCCAUAAUUAGCUGCCUGGCUUGUUUUGCGCCCUUUGUAAAUAUGUGUAAGCUUUUGUUCCCUCGCCCCCCCCCACCCCCCCCCCCCCCCCCCCCCUGGAUCCUAGUAUGGAGCCAUUUAAGCUUCGGUUGCGCAGUAAACUUUAUAAAUACGUAAUGUAAAGGCUUGUCGUGUGUGGUUUGUGCUGCACAUUUUCGCCGUUUCUGUGAUAAGCUCUGUCGAAUGUUUUCUGUA